Molecule: messenger RNA, 3920 nt
Organism: Colossoma macropomum (tambaqui)
Lineage: Eukaryota; Metazoa; Chordata; Actinopteri; Characiformes; Serrasalmidae
Gene: klf6b
Product: Kruppel-like factor 6b
Exons: 4
Coding region: 193-1041 (282 amino acids)
Biological process (GO): regulation of transcription by RNA polymerase II
Molecular function (GO): RNA polymerase II cis-regulatory region sequence-specific DNA binding; DNA-binding transcription factor activity, RNA polymerase II-specific
Source: RefSeq, a predicted model, not a curated record
AACAUUUUGAAUGGGGAAGUUUGUGGCGCGGACGCGAGGAUUACAGCAGUGCGCUGAACGGGGAACAUAUGCGCUCUCAGCAACAAAACUCCAGCCGAAUCCGACCUCUCGCCGACUCCUAUGUGGAAAUAAGUGACUCCCGGGCUGUGCUUUCACACUUCGACUUCGACAUCUCUGUCACUUGAUCCCGAGAUGGAUGUUAUUCCCAUGUGCAGCAUCUUCCAGGAGCUCCAGACCGUCCACGACACGGGCUACUUCUCCGCGCUGCCCUCGCUGGAGGAGAACUGGCAGCAGACAUGCCUGGAGCUUGAGCGCUAUUUGCAGAGAGAGCCAUACGUGUCCCCAGCUGACUUGAGGUCAGUGUGUGGGUCAGAGGAUCUGUGGACGCAGCUGAUGCGGUGCUGCGGGGAGGCCGGCGCUGCAGUGACCCAGCCGAGAACCUCUGUCCCAGGGAAGAAUCAGAACCAAUCCAGCCUGGCGGCUCUGGAGCUCCGCGGCUGUGGUUCAGAUACGGGCAGUGACGGUUCAGACAGCGGGGAAGAACUCUCGCCCUCUGCGGACCUCCUCUCUCACCCCCUCAGCCACAUCAUGACUGACCUCGACCCCCUGAACACACACACACACUCCCCGCGGCCCCAGUCACCUGAAACGGUCAUGGAAUCGGCGCCAGAAGCUGUUUUGGCUAUUUCUCUCGGACACAGGACAAAGGGGGUCACGGGGGAUGAAGAGAGGUCAGGAGCAGGAGAGGUCAAAGGUGAAGGGUCGGCAGAGGGCCGGAGGAGAGUUCAUCACUGUCAUUUUAACGGCUGCAGGAAAGUGUACACCAAGAGUUCACAUCUAAAAGCACACCAGCGCACACAUACAGGUGAGAAGCCAUACAGGUGUUCUUGGGACGGCUGCGAGUGGCGAUUUGCUCGGAGCGAUGAGCUCACUCGACACUUCAGAAAACACACCGGGGCAAAGCCCUUCAAAUGCAGCCACUGCGACAGGUGCUUCUCUCGUUCUGACCAUCUGGCUCUGCACAUGAAGAGACACGUCUGAAAGAGAGGAUGGAGGAACGGAGAAAGACUGAAAGCUGUCAGUGAAGGACAGCGAGGGAGAGAAAAUAUCUGUGGUUCUGUGGAAGAAUGGCUGUGGCUUUUUGUCUGUGCUGUGUGGCAGGAAGUUGAAUGAGCGAGUGUGGGAGUGUGGCACACACAUAAAGAGCAGAGCCGAGACCCAGCGGCACGGCGCCUCCAGUGGACACAGGUGGAAGUGCAUUCCAGAAAAAGAGAGCAUGCGAGCGUGUUAGGAAGAUGUGUUAAUCAGGUAUUUAGUGCAGCUAUUAAAUGUGCAAUGCGUGUUUGUGUGUUCGGCGGUUUUACAGCUGCAAACCUGUUUUGUAAAAGCUCAUAUAAGUUCUGUAAUAUCAGCAUUCUCUGUUGCUACAGUUUCACCUAUGUGUGUGUGUGUGUGUGUGUGUGUGUGUGUGUGUGUGUACAGAUGGCAUAGUUGGAUUACUGUGCAGCUGUGAGUGUUGUGAGUGCACUUUACUGAAGCCCUGCUUUACAAACUCUCCCUGCUGAACUCUUCAGCACUGUAGGUCUUAAAUAGCUUAUUAUUCUGAUUAUAACCGAGUCAAGCUAUUAAGCAGAGGACGGUAGGGUAUUCUAAAACCAUACUCAAGUAAAAUUAUAGUUCUCAUUGGUGAAAUAAUGACUUAAGUGAAUGUAAAAUGUACAAAUGUAACAGCUAAAGUAAACUACUUAUAACUAAUAGUUACGUAAGUUACUGGGUGACUUAUAGAACUGAAGCAGACGUUAUACAGGAAUUGAAAUUUGGUUCUAUUCUUCUUUUUUUGUCUAAAAUAAAACAAUAAAUGUCAGAAGUAAGAGGUGUGAACAAUUGCUAAAUUGAUGAUUAACUAAAUUAAUGACUAAAAUGUAACUGCGUAAAGUAGACUGCUUUCCUCACAAAUCCACUAGAGUAGAAGUAAAAUAUCAUCAUUUCAAAAUACUCAGGAAAUUACAAACACUGCAAUCGUAAACUUAGUCAAUACAUCUAAUGUUUUCCAUUAUGAGAUAGUUGUAAGACUAUAAGAUUCAAUCUCAAAAUGACAAAUAUUAGAUAUAUCAAUUAGAUUUAAGAUGAUUUCACUUGACAAAAUAUCUUUUUCUGCAGUGAACCUACCAAAUCCUCGCUUGAGUUUGGGUAACCGAGUAAACAUAACUAGUUAGUAACCACCUCUGCUGGUCAGGCCAUAGCACACUGACCCAACAUUGACCAACAAACACACAUACUGAUGGCACUUAGCUUCACAGGACAAAUCCUGAUGAUGCAUGUAGGUACUUGGCUACUGAGGUUAUAAUGUUGAUAAUGCAGAAAUGUAGUACUCUGGCACUCGCUCUUUCUGUCUCCCCCUUUCUCCAUUAUGACUUGUAUUUCUCAUUUCAAGCUAGCAGUGCUGUGAGGAAACAAAUGUCAAGGUAUUAAUCGCACGGACAAUCCACGACAGCGUGUUUCACCUUAAACCACUGAUUCGGGACGUCAGUAAUCACCUUAAAAGUUAAUGUUAACACGAUGCUGGUACAGUCUAUCCGUUUCCUAGCACUGAAACAACCUUGCUGGUAGAACUUUAUGCCGAAGUGCCUCUUCUCGUUUUGUAAUUCAGCACUGUCGAUGUAAAACCGCCAAAAUAAAACCCAAAGCUUUUUUCUUAAUCUUUCAUGCAGCCACAAACACAGCACUUUUUGUUUUAGGUAACGUUUUAGUUUGAAUCGCACUGUACCGUGGUUUUCAGGCUGCAUAGAAGAACCCCGGAAGUCCUUCAUGUGCAGGUUUUUACGAACAUCAGAACUUCACGAAUUCCAGAAUAAGAACUAACAAUCCAAAUGAACCAGAAGAGAAUAUUCUAGAACAGUGUGAAUAGUGGAGAAUGUUGUAGAUCAGUGUGAAUGAUGGAGAGCUAAAAUUGUGUGAAUGAGGCAGAAUUAUUUAGAACAGUGUGAAUGGUGGAGAACAUCUAGAACAGUGUAAAUGGUGGAGAAUAUUCUAGAACAGUGUGAACGGGAAGGAACAUUCUACAGACUUCCAACAAUCACACACAAGUGUGGCGCACCAGCCCGACAUCUGCCGCUGGGGAGAACAUUGGGUCAGGGUGCUCUGGACCUUAGCUUUAUUUAGAAUGCUAAUCGUUCUGGAUUGCUCAUCAAAUGUGCUUUGGCUGUUUAAAGACAGUGCUCAGUGGGAGCCAAGUGUCACCCAACAUGACAUUGUAUAUAAAAAAAUCUAUUUUGUUGUAACCACUAUUGCUGGGAAAGAAACGUUGCUGAGUCCCAAUGGCAGAGUCUCUUUUUUAAAGCAUGAUUUUUGGCUGUUUGCUAUUUGAGCUUAUGUUAUGUUCAGUUUUAAUGCUGUAUAGUGAUAGUGCCUUAAGAUCGAGGCCUUGGCCUACAGAGAAAUCAGGAAUCAGUAGCCAAAUGAAACCAUUUUGCCCAGUAGAUCAGGUCCAAAAAUCCCCAUGUGUUUUGAUGAGAGUGUGAAAGCAUUUUAGUGAUGGCGAACAACGUUAUCAAGGGAAACAUAAAAAUAUUUCAGCCCAAGUGAGAAUUUGAAGGGCCCUACACUGGAACAACAGUGUCUCAGAGGCUUGUUUUAGAUAGGCAGAAAAGCUAGACAUUUCCAUGCUUUUUUUCACCAUUAAUACAAAUACACACAAGAAGAAUUUCUUAAGUGAAUGAUUUUUGGAACUGACCUACUAGACUUAGGAGCUUCAUUUAAAAUCGUUUUUAAUCAUAUUCACAUUCAUGCCAAACUAAUUCCUGCUCUGGUCUCAAAAGACCAAUUAAAUGGGAAUUCCACUGAUUUCUAAGAUGUAAACAUUCAUUUAGAGAGGUUUGGUGUGAAAUGGUUCACUGUAGAGAAAAUUACUGACUCAGAUU